GGCGGUGAGACGAGAAUCAUAUCUGCUGGAUCCGAUGUUGAGAGUGGGCGAAUAGGCAUUACUGACGGGCGCUAAAUCCCAAGCAAGCUCGGUAACCUGUUGCUAGCGGAGUUCAUACAAGCUUUGCAACUUUUUCUUCGCUUGGAUUCGGCAAAGAAAGACCAAACAAUGCUAAGAGGGGUUUGAUUGACAGCUUGUGUGCAUACUCAGGAACAUUGAAGAUGGAAUCAUACUUUUAAAUUUUAUCUGAGGAAACCGUAACAAAAACAAACCAAAAAAGGAUAUAGCAAUCUAUUCAAUGCGUGUCAUGACUUGCCGGUGUGUUUUCUUAUUUCUUUUUAAAUGUUUUAGUAGUGACAUGUGCAGUUAGCCACUGAAUUUAUUACAUUGUCGCUAUAAAUUUAGCAACAGAGCGUGUUUGUUAGAUUGGCUACACAUGGUUGUAAACUGUGAUAGGGUGAAACCUGGAUGCGGUGCGCACUUCACCGGGAAACGACCGCGCGACUCCGGGCAGAUUAAUUGGGUUUAUUUAAGGAACUACCCGUCAUACCGCACCUGGAGAGAACUCAUUCACCCAUGUAUGUGAAACAGACGUGAAAUGGUUUUCACUUUUUCCCCGAGUUGGGAAGGGAUAACUUAGACACAUUGCGCUCACAAUGAAACUGUUGAACUUGUUUUGUGUAAUUGCCGGGUUGUGGAGAACGCUUUCAGCCGGCAGAAGCUGUCCGGAUCUCAUUAUUGACGGCUGUCGCUGUACUUCAGAAAGACACAUGGAGCUAAGCAGACAAACAGUCCGGGUGAAAGUUGUGUGUAGCGGAGCGGAGUUAAUGGACACCUUCCAUGCCAGUUUUCUUCCGAAUACCACGGUUUCGCUGGUCCUCGGCCAUAACAAGAUCUCCUUGCUGAAAAACGGCUCCUUCUUGGGUCUUUCAUACCUGGAGAGACUAGAUCUGAAGAAUAAUCUAAUUAGUACCAUUGAGCCCGGUGCAUUCCAUGGACUGGCAGCACUGCGGAGACUGGAUCUCUCCAAUAACAGGAUUGGCUGCCUUUCUCCUGAAAUGUUUGUGGACCUCAGCAAUCUCUCCAAAUUGAAUUUAUCAGGGAACAUCUUCUCAUCUCUGCCAGAGGGCCUGUUCACCCACCUUCUGUCCCUCCAAGUACUGUACUUCAGCUCGGAGUCUCUGUACUGUGACUGUCACCUGCAGUGGCUCCUCCUGUGGGCGCGGGCCAACUCUGUACGCAUUGGGAACGGGACGCCCUGCGCGUACCCCACCCACCUGCACGGCCUGGAGUUCCGCAGCCUCAGGGAGCAUCAGCUCAAAUGCGUGGGACCCCUGGAGCUGCCUCUGUUCCAGCUCAUCCCGUCCCAGAGGCAGGUGGUGUUUCGAGGGGACCGGUUGCCGCUGCAGUGCACGGCUUCAUACCUGGACCGGUCUGUCAAACUGCAGUGGAGCCACAAUGGCCGCCCUGCGAGUACACAGGAGCAGAGUGGCGUUCUUGUGGAGGACAGCAUCGUACACGACUGCUGCCAAGUCACCAGUGAACUCAUCCUGUCCAAUAUUGACAUUGGUUUGUCGGGCCACUGGACCUGUCUGGUGACAAGUUCCCGUGGAAAUGGCUCACGAAGCAUGGAGAUCGUUGUUCUGGAGACUUCUGCACCUUAUUGCCCAGCUGAGCGGGUUACCAACAACAAGGGGGACUUCAGGUGGCCCAGGACGUUAGCAGGGAUCCUGGCCUUCCUGCCCUGUCUACCUCACCCCUUUGGCUCCCCCCAACACUCCUCUGCCCCGCGGGAGAAGAAAGCGUGGCGGAGAUGUGACCGGGCGGGGCGCUGGGCGGAGGAGGACUACACCCAGUGUGCCUACGCCAACGAGUUCACCCGCGUCCUCUACCAGCUCAGUCAGAUGGCGAUCAACACCACCAAUGCACAGGCGCUAGCGCAGCAGCUCUCCGCCUUCACCACCAGGGCGGCGCUCUUUGACGAUAAGAUGGACGUCAUCUUUGUGACUCAUAUCAUGGAGAGACUCAUGCGCUUUGUGGACCGAAUACAAGAUCUGGGGGACUACGUGUCGGACAUCGCCAGCAACAUGAUGCAGGUGGAGGAGCACGUGCUGUGGAUGGCGCAGAACGAGGCCAGGGCCUGCACACGCAUGGUGCAGUGUGUGGAGCGCAUCGCAGACCUGGCCCUCACCAGCCACACUCAGGUCAUAUCCAAGGUUUCGCCCAACAUCGCUCUGGAGGCUUUUAUGAUAAAGCCGUCCAGUUUCACCGGACUGUCCUGCACGGCAGUCCAAAGGGCGCCCCUCACCCCUGAGGGGGACCCAGUGCGCCCCGGGGAACCGGAGAAACCCGUGGGCUCCCUGCUGAAUUUCAAAUGCAGUAUGGCUAACACCAGUGCAUCACUGUUGGGCCAGCCUGGCAAGAACGCAGUGGCAGUCGCUUCUAUCCAAUUACCGCUGGCUGGUUCGCCUAGCUCCCCUGCGUUGCAAUCUGUUGAUAACUCCACUUGCAAGCUGCAGUUUAUUGUCUUUCGAAAUGGGAAACUCUUUCCUUGCACAGGGAAUUCGUCAAAUCUCGCAGAUGAUGGGAAACGUAGGAGUGUUUCGACACCAGUUGCUUUCACCAAAUUAGAUGGGUGCAGCGGAGGGAGCUGGAGUCUCUCUCAGCCCGUUACCGUUGCCCUCCGGCACUUCGCGCUGGGUGUAGACCCAACUGCAGCCUAUUGGGAUUUUGACCUUCUAGAUGGACACGGGGGCUGGAGGGCAGAAGGGUGCCACAUAACGGGCUCUUUGGGCAAUACUACCACCAUUCAUUGUGCGCACCACAAUAACUUUGCAGUGCUAAUGGAUCUAAAGAAGGUGCUGUCUUUCCCGCCGUACCCGGGGGAGUUUCUGCACCCCGUUGUGUACGCAUGCACGGCUGUUAUGUUGUUGUGCCUGUUCGCGUCCAUCAUUACCUACAUCGUGCAUCACAGCGCAAUCCGCAUCAGCAGGAAGGGGUGGCACAUGCUUCUCAACUUCUGCUUCCACACGGCGCUGACCUUCGCCGUGUUCGCGGGCGGCAUCAACCGAGUCAAGUACCCUGUCAUCUGCCAAGCCGUUGGCAUCGUGCUGCACUACUCCUCUCUGUCCACCAUGCUGUGGCUGGGUGUGACAGCCCGCAACAUUUACAAACAGGUGACCAAGAAGCCCCCUCACGCACAGGAUGGAGACCCGCCCCCCAGCUCCAAACAGCCAUUGCUGAGAUUUUAUUUAGUCAGUGGUGGAGUGCCCUUCAUCAUCUGUGGAAUCACAGCUGCCACCAACAUUGACAACUAUGGCAGCGGAGAGCAAGCCCCUUACUGCUGGAUGGCGUGGGAGACGAGCCUGGGGGCCUUCUACGGCCCAGUGGCGUUCAUCGUCCUGGUGACCUGCGUCUACUUCCUGUGCAUCUACAUCCAGCUGAAGCACCACCCGGAGAGGAAGUACGAGCUGAAGCCCGUGACGGAGGAGCAGCAGAGGCUGGCCGCCGGGGAGGUGGGCCACUGCCACGCGGCCGACCCGGGGGCCCCGCCCCACUCACACUCUCGCGCCUCCUGCCCCGCCCUCAACCCCUCCCUGCUGGCCAACGAGCACUCCUUCAAGGCCCAGCUGCGGACGGCGGCCUUCACGCUCUUCCUCUUCCUGGCCACCUGGGCGUUCGGCGCCCUGGCCGUCUCGCAGGGCCACUUCCUGGACAUGAUCUUCAGCUGCCUGUACGGGGCCUUCUCCGUCACCCUGGGCCUGUUCGUGCUCAUCCACCACUGCGCCAAGCGCGACGACGUCUGGCACUGCUGGUGCGCCUGCUGCCCCGCUCGCCGCCACGCCUGCCAGGGCCCCGCCCACGGCCACGCCCGCCCCAAGGUCAACGUCAACGGGGACACCCAGCUGCAUACCCACGCCCACAGCCACUCCCACUGCCACCUGGACUCGCCCUGCCCGGGGAAGGCCCUGCUGGCGCACGGCCACGCCCCCUCGGCCCACUGCAAGCUGAGCGGCCUGCAGGCGGUGCAGAACCACGUGGCCUGCCUGUCUCCCGUGGCGCCCUGCUGCGCAGCCCUGCACAGCCAGCAGCUGCUGGACGACGAGCCGCACGUGCACCUGCACGCCGACGUGGACGGCUACCGGCCCAACGUGCACGUGCACCGCUGCCUGAAGGGCAGGACUAAGCCCCGGCACUUCGGCGGUCGGCACAGGCCCGGCGGCGGCGGCGGCGGUGAGCGGGAGUACGCCUACCACAUCCCCUCCAGCGUGGACGGGGGCAGCGUGCACAGCUCGCACACGGACAGCCCCCACAGCACGCACGAGAGACACGCCCGCCACCCGCCGCCCCGCGACGCCCACGGCUGCCACGCCCUCUGCCAUCGCCACGUGUGCUGCGGCAAGGCGGAGCUCUUCCCCACCGUGUGCCAGCCCGAGGGCGCCGACGCCGCCUCCGUCCUCUACGGCUGCGCCAAGAUGGCCGAGGAGGAGAUGGCGCACCGCGCCCACCUGGAGAUGCACCCGCGCAGACAGUCGUACCCCCAGAACCCGCCGCCCAAUCAGAACGGCAUCCUGAAGGGCAGCAUGCACGAGGGCUUCCUGUACAGCUCGGACAGUACCGGAAACAUCCGGACUGGGCCCUGGAGGAAUGAAACUACCGUGUAGUUCUGACCCGGCCGUGUGCCGGGACCCCGCCCCAAACAUCCUUUAAAGGAUAAACAAAAAAAAACAGCAUUUCAGUACUCAUGCUUUUUAUAAUUACGUCCACGUCUGUCUGAAAUAUUUUUUUACUGUACAGAUUUCACUUUUUUUUCCUUCUUUUUUUUGCCUCUGGCUCAACAAUGUGCUUCAGACAAACCAUUUAAUUUUCCCUUUUAGAACUUAAAGGAUGGAGAACACAUGCAUAAAGAAAUGACCUUUCAUUUAAAGUAUUUUUAUAACGACAUAAAUAUAAAUCUAUAUUAAGAGUGUGUGUGUGUGUGUGUGUGUCUGUGUGUGUGUCUGUGUGCCUGUGUGUAUCAUCCCAGAUAAAAGUAUUAAAAGACUGAGUUAAUUGAAAAGUAGAUUCACCCGUUCCUUGCAAAACGUAUGGCAUGCAUCCUCAGUACUCUUGAGAGAAGUCCGUGUAUGUACACAAGACCAACACACCAGCAAUUUAGAAUCACAUACUUUCAUUCUUCAAAUGAGCAUACUAUAUACUAUGAAAAGCAACUGAUAAUAUCUUCAUAACUAUACUAAAAGUACAUCUGCUUUUAUAGAGGCCAGCCAGGUAUGUCGAUCCCUGUUUUAAAAUGGCCUCUUGAUGCCUGUUCAGUGUCUGUCCAGUCAGCUGCAGCAGAAUAUCCCUCCUGUGAAUAUUGAUAUCUUGUCGUCUGAGAGACUCAUUUAGUGCCAUCACUGUUGAAUCAAUGGCGCUUGGGGUUGUGGUGCUAAGUGUCUGCCAUGUCAUGACAUUGUAUAUUGUGAUAGACAACGAACAGUGAAAUGUGGCGUCAGCAGACCACACCGAUGAAUAAAACAACUGUAGCCCUACCACUUGGUAUCCUGUCAAGGAGAGUGAGUGGUGCUGUGAUUUAAUCAGGCUAAACAUUGAUGAAUAAAACAACUGCAGUUCCCCUAAUCAACAGCUUCCUUACCUGGCAUAGGUGUGUGUUUGUGUGUGUGUGUGUGUGUGUGUGUGUGUGGAUAAAGUGAUAGAUGAAGACAGAGCCGAAUGACAUUCUUUUCUGUCCAAGUGAAGCGCAUGCAUCGCUUGUUGUGUGUGACUAUGUGACUGUGUUUUUUGCUGCCAGUUAAAGGCUAAGGUCCCACAAAAAUGAUGUCGUUAGAGGAAAAAAACAUAAAUUUCAUUGAAAACAUAUUCUCUGUAUUAAUGGAUUUUGGGUUAUUAAUUUAAUUUUUAAUUUAACUUUUCUCUAUGCCAUUACUGGGAAAGGGUGGUAAAUGUAUAGAAUUAUUUAUAUGGUAUCAUCCUGUGUGAAGAGAUAUGUGUCCUCAUUACCUGUGUGUGUGUGUGUGUGUGUGUGUGUGUGUGUGUUAAUUCAUAGUUCCUCACCUGACGAAUCCUCUCCCAACAUUCCAGCAGCGCUGCGGCAAUAUUAGCUGCUCCACCGUUAUGAUGACUUUUGUCCUUUUCGUUUUUGAGGCUCUGCUCUCACUAUGAGAAUGGACAGGAUAUCUGGACAAGAGCUCGCUCGCGUUGAGAGAAACGAGCGUUUGGGUUGGAAUGAGGGUACAGCAGGUGAGGGGCCUCUGGCCAAUCACGUCCUUGUAUUAAUCCUUGCCCAGCAUGGCUUCACCCUUAAACAUUCUUUACCGUGAUGUAUAUAGAAUUUACUCAAAUUAUAUUAUUUUGUAUUACAACAGCAAAGAUAUUUAAGAAAUAUUAAUAUAGAAUAAGAAAUGGGACAAGCCCGAAAUUGUGAUAUUACUGCUCAGUAUCUGAGUUAAAAUGUUUUUUUUUUCUUCUUUAUUUCUUGCUGUCAGUGUGUGAACAUGGCACACAUUGUGAAAUGUGUUUUCAUAUCCGGUAGUGAACGCACUACAAACUCUUUUGCCCCUCAGAUUAAAGAAAAAGAAAAAACAGUACACAACCUGCUUAGAAGAUGCCAAUGCCACUAGUCCUUUGCUUUCUUCGCGUCACUGUACAAUGACUGUCUUUAGAAACAGAAAUGGGAUUUCCGUGUUUGUGAAUUUCAUCCAUAUUUUCUCUCAUCAGUGGCUACACGGCUGAUCCUAGGUCAGUUUCUGUUGGCCAGUGAUGCCGUAACUCAGUUUCAAAGCCCUCCACCUCAAAACAAAGUUUCCACCUUUUUUACAUCAUCACGGAUUCCAAUAAAUGUAUUUUUCCACCAUGA
This is a messenger RNA of Anguilla rostrata (American eel), 6856 nucleotides long. RefSeq names its product adhesion G protein-coupled receptor A1. Gene Ontology annotation, cellular component: postsynaptic density; plasma membrane; glutamatergic synapse. The coding region runs from base 657 to 4664 and encodes 1335 amino acids. NCBI's taxonomy places the organism in Eukaryota, Metazoa, Chordata, Actinopteri, Anguilliformes, Anguillidae. Gene Ontology annotation, biological process: cell surface receptor signaling pathway; G protein-coupled receptor signaling pathway. The record is from RefSeq and is a predicted model, not a curated record. The transcript is spliced from 19 exons. Gene Ontology annotation, molecular function: protein binding; G protein-coupled receptor activity.